CGUCAGUCAGUCAGACUUGAGUCAGUCCGUCACUUGACUCAGCUCCACCGGGACACCUGGCUCACAGGUCGACUCCACCGUACCUGAGGAGCGAGAGCCGCUGACAGCUCAGGAUUUCCAAACACGCGUAAACUAGACGUAUUUUUUGUUGAUCAGUGUGAUGGAUGUGAAGAUGUUGUGCUGCGCGCUGCUUUUCCCGCUCCAAAUCUUCCUCUGCGUCCUGAAAGCCGCGGCGCGUCUGCUGAUGCCGCACAAGCGCAAAGAUCUCGGCGUGGAUGUGGUGCUGAUCACCGGGGGAGGCAGAGGAAUCGGGCGACACUUGGCCAAAGAGUUCGCCAAGCAAGGAGCCAAAAAGAUAGUUCUUUGGGGCCGUACGGAGAAGUGCCUGCGAGAGACGUGCGAGGAGAUCUCCGCGACGGGGACAGAAUGCCACUACUUUGUGUGUGACGUGGGAAACAGGGAGGAAGUGUACGAGCAGGCCAAGGUGGUGAGGGAAAAGGUUGGCGAUGUGACUAUUCUGGUGAACAAUGCAGCAGUGGUUCAUGGGAAAAGUCUGAUGAAUAGCGACGACGAUGCCCUUCUAAAAACCCAGCACAUCAACACACUCGGCCAGUUCUGGACCACGAAGGCUUUCUUGCCUCGCAUGCUGGAGCUGCGCCACGGCCACGUGGUGUGCAUCAACUCCAUCCUCUCGCUCUCGUCCAUCCCUGGGGCCAUCGACUACUGCACGUCCAAAGCAUCAGCCUACGCCUUCAUGGAGAGUCUGACUCUCGGCUUGCUUGACUGUCCAGGAGUUGACUGCACCACUGUACUACCCUUCCACACAGACACGGAGAUGUUCCAGGGCAUGCGAGUCAGGUUCCCCCAGCUGUUUCCUCCUCUGAAUCCCGAAAUGGUUGCUCACAGGACCGUAGACGCAGUCAGGACUAACACUGCGUUCGUUGUUCUUCCAUGGACCAUGCACUUUCUCGUCAUCCUCAAGAGCCUCUUGCCACAGGGUGCUCUAGAGGAAAUCCACAAGUUCGCAGGAAGCUACACAUGCAUGAACACAUUCAAGGGACGGACUUAAAUAAAUAAUUGCACGGAGGAUGGAAUGUGAAAAAUCCUUUAAUCAAACUUAACGCAAGCACCGUGUCCCUGAAACAGCGAACAAGUUGUAGCUAAGGACUCCAGGAUCAUAGGGAUCGGUGUAUCACGGUGGCUUGUUUAUCCAGCACAGAUUUUACAAUGGAUGUAAUUCAUCAUGAAGUCAUGAUUCGUAGUUGCGUCUGGUGGAACUUUUGACAUGUUAGUCUGAAAGACUGAAAGACUUGCUGACAAGCUUGCACCAUGAGCUUGGUGGGGAUACAGACUGCAUAACUGAUCGAUUUUUCCUGGAAACAUCUGAAGUCUACAAGUAAAAUUACACACAGAUGCCACGGAUUUAGUAAAAGUUGUAGAAUAUUACUAAUUUUACAUGCUUUUGUUUUUUAGGUAACUCGAUGCAAGUUCCUUCUCCGGCAUGUUGCAAAUAAAUCCAGUGUAUCUAUAUCUCAACUUUAAUGUCAGCACUAAAUAAACAGUAUUUGAUAUUACAA
Clarias gariepinus (North African catfish) is the source of this 1577-nucleotide messenger RNA. RefSeq names its product dehydrogenase/reductase (SDR family) member 3a (gene dhrs3a). The coding region runs from base 161 to 1069 and encodes 302 amino acids. Gene Ontology annotation, cellular component: lipid droplet. Gene Ontology annotation, molecular function: oxidoreductase activity, acting on the CH-OH group of donors, NAD or NADP as acceptor. Lineage: Eukaryota; Metazoa; Chordata; Actinopteri; Siluriformes; Clariidae. The record is from RefSeq and is a predicted model, not a curated record. The transcript has 7 exons.